AUUGUGGAGGCGCAUGCUCGAAAAUAUUUUGCGAGAGGGGGUGACAUAUUCAGUAGAGAAAGCCAGGCACGAAGCAGCCGAUCAUUACGAGGUAUCCGGGUCGCCGGGCGUUCGUCGACACCAACUGAAACACACAGAAACGUGUUGUAUUUUUUAUCAUUCCGAUAAUAUAUAUUUUAUUAUAAUUACUUUUUUACCAUUUACUUACUACGUCAUUUUCAUUAACUUUUGCAGUACGUAAGGUAUUAUCUGAUAUAUUUUUAUUGUUCACGUUGAUUCUUCCUGUGUUAAAUAAAUCACUUCAAUGAUCAGGAAGACUAACUGUGAAAGAAAAAAGGAAGGAAAACUCAACUAAACCGUAAAUCCGUAAUAUGAUGCAACAAACACACACUUUUUUCUAUUAGUCCUCUCUCUUUUUUCUCACUUUCAACUUUUCUAUUUAUAACAUUCUUAUACUUUUGUGUAUAUUUUUUCUCUAUAUCAAACAUGUGCCACCUGUAGCUGAGUUAUCUCUUCCUCACAAUUGAUAUUUGCCAGAUAUCUUAGGACGUUUGUGCUAAUAAUUUAAAUGGUUAAAAUAACUAACUGUGAAAAAUGUGGAGAUAAUUCAUAUUAAAAAAUAUUCCAUCAAGAAAAGACUGUUGAAAAUAUUUAUAUUAUAUACCUGAGUGAUAAAUAGUUGGUAUUCGAACAAUGUCUUUGACGUUUCAAUCGCCAGUGCUGGAUGAACAUGAAACAAAAUUGAUGACAGGAAACCUUGAGGAACGAAAAGAAGCUUUCAAAGAGGAUGAAGAGCUUAUGCGGGAAACAACAAAAUUCAUCACUGACGUGAUCGAAACUGCUGCCUCGGAAGCCUCUAAAAGGAAAUUACAAAAUGUAAAUGACGGAGUAAACGAAGGCAGUAGAUUAAAAGGCGGCAAUAUCAUCGCUGGAUGGAACAACCGUGCCCGUGGCUUUUGCAAUCGGAUCCUAAAUGCAGUCUGCCCAUGCUUCACAAAUAAUGAGUUGUUCGCCUGGACACCGUACCGUUUUCGCUUCUCGAGACCUUAACUACUUUCUGAACCACGUCAAAUAAUCCAUCAAGUGAAUUCGUGGACCUUCGUGAUUUUUACGUCAUAAUUUACUAAUUAUUUUUAAUUACUUCAACUUAAUCACCAGUGAUUUAUUUCUUUUUUUUUUACCUCUAAACAUCAAAGUACUGAGUUUAUUAUUAAUAAACAAGAAAUAAUUAAAGUAAUUUUAUAAAAAAUUUUACGUUAAUUAAUAAUUGCUUGCAAAUAAUAUUAUUUGUACACAAAAACUAAUACCUGAGUAAAAGUAAUUAAGUAAAAUAUAAAGUAAAGUUUGAAUCAAAGUUGGAAAAAAUUGGAAAGAAUCAGAAAGAACUUUAGCAAUAUUAUUUAUAUAAGUUGUGGAUAUAAAAAGUUUAAAGAGUAUAAAAUAAUAUUUAUUGUUGUAUUUAGUGUAAAAACAAAUAAUGGCAAUUAAUCAUUGAGAGAGAUAUUUAUUAACUUUAAGGUACCUUGAAAGUAUGACUAUUUAAUUAAAUUAAUUUUUUAUCUGAUCGUCAAUUAAAUAAACAGUUUAUUAUUUAAAAAAAAUCUGCUAGCAAUACAAAGGUUUUAAUUAAUUCGCCUCAAGUGUUAAAAUAAAUCUGUCAAGGAGUGGUUAUGAUUUACAAUAAAAAACCACUUGAGUAUAACCGACAGGUACAAAUUCAAUUUUAUAUUCAAUUAAUAAAAUUGUUUGAGUAAACUUAGUGUCGCUCCGAGCACUUUCGUUAUAUAUUUAUCUCUGGAUUAUGAUAUUUUACCACCUAAAAAAGCUCAAAAAUAAACAGAGUGUACGAAAUAAUAUUUAUAGAUGUAAGAAUACUGUAUUUUUUAUUUUUUCGGUUAGGCUAGUUUUGUAUACGACCUUAUAAUCUUUAAAAAUUAUCUAAAGAAAAAACUAUUGUUUUACCGUCCUAAAUGAAUAAAUUUAUAUCAUGGAAUGAAUAAAAAAUAAAAUCAAUAAAUUAUAUCGUAUAAUAACAAUGUUUAUCAUAAAUAUAUAUAUAUAUCAAUAUAAAGGGAUCAAAAGAUGGCAAUUUCACAUAUGUAAACAUGACAAUCAGAAAAUUUUGUGAAAUAGAUAAAAUUAAUAAUACACAUAUGCA
Molecule: messenger RNA, 2158 nt
Organism: Chelonus insularis
Lineage: Eukaryota; Metazoa; Arthropoda; Insecta; Hymenoptera; Braconidae
Exons: 5
Coding region: 694-1050 (118 amino acids)
Source: RefSeq, a predicted model, not a curated record